UAUAGAUUCGGCAUUUGAUUGUUCUUCUUCAAACAAUUUCAGUAGGAAAAAUGGAGAGGGAAAGCCUGGAAGAAGGGCUGUUAACAGGCAGGCAUGGACCAAGUAGCAACGGCACCCUCCGUGACAGUCUUAUCGAUAAUCUUAACGUGCCGGCAGCGUCCUCGUUGACACCGGUUCUCGUCUUCAGUACGUUUGUUGCCGUCUGUGGCUCUUUCUGCUAUGGAUGUAGUCUUGGUUAUUCAUCACCUGUGCAGAAAGGGAUCAUGGAAGACUUGAGCCUAUCUGUGUCUGCAUAUUCUGUUUUCGGUUCGAUAAUGACAAUCGGAGGAACGGUGGGGGCAAUUUUAAGUGGGAAUAUAGCAGAUCUUAUCGGUAGAAAACGGACAAUGUGGUUCUCUGAAGUUUUCUGCACUGCUGGGUGGCUAUCAGUAGCAUUUGCAGAGAAUGCUUUUUGGCUGGACAUCGGAAGGCUGUUGAUCGGAAUCGGGGUCGCCAUUAUUUGUUAUGUGGUACCUGUCUACAUAGCCGAAAUAACACCUAAAAGUCAUCGGGGUUCGUUUGCAUCGGCAAAUCAGUUGAUGACUACUUCUGGGUUUGUACUUAUAUUUUUCACCGGAACAAUCAUUUCGUGGCGCAUGUUGGCCGUGAUCGGUGUUGUUCCCUCUGUAGUACAGAUAAUAGGCUUAUUUUUCAUUCCAGAGUCUCCUAGAUGGCUGGCAAAAUCCGGUCGAGAGAAAGAGUUUAAAGCUUCCUUGAAGAGUCUUAGGGGAAAGGACUCGGAUAUUUCCGAAGAAGCUGCUGAUAUCAGAGUAUAUAUGGAAACUCUUGAGCAAAGGACAGAAGGAAGUUUCCUCGAAUUGUUCCAACGGAGAUAUGCUAAUGCACUCAUCAUUGGAGUUGGCCUAAUGUUAUUGCAGCAAUUAGGAGGAAGCAGUGGUAUGACAUACUAUACCGGUAGCAUAUUCAAAGAAGCCGGUAUAUCAAGUAACCUUGGCCUUCAAAUUUUAGCUAUUGUGCAGAUUCCGGUAGCUAUUUUAGGUUUGUUCUUAACGGAUAGAACCGGUAGACGACCCCUUCUAUUGGUUUCUGCAAGUGGAAUGUGUUUUGCUUGCUUUCUCCAGGGACUGGCAUUCUGGUUUAAGGAACUUCCCAAUCUGAAGGAACUUACUCCGUCACUAGUACUUAUCGGCUUUAUGAUUGGUGGUACAGCUUUAACCAUGGGCUUGGCAGGAAUACCAUGGAUUAUAAUGUCAGAGAUAUUUCCUUUAAAUGUUAAAGCUCAAGCUGGAAGUCUGGUGACUUUAAUCAAUUGGUCCACUGCUUGGAUCGUUACUUGCAGUUUCAAUUUUAUGAUGCAAUGGAGCUCGGCAGGAACAUUUUUCUUUUUCUCGGGAAUCGCAGGCGUAACCGUUCUAUUUGUGGCCAUGUUGGUCCCGGAGACGAAGGGGAGAACACUGGAGGAAAUACAAGCAUCGAUCGCUCGUUUUCUGUAAUCUUGGCAUGUCCAUGAAUGCACCAAUAUGUAUAAACAAUAAGCAUAUGGCUUACUUUCUUACUUGUUUUACAAGUGAUCAUUUCUAGGGAUGACAAUGCUGGUGAACCCUUUUCCAUUUCCACGUAUUGGUCUUAAAGGACUCUACAUAUAUACGUUCAUAUACUGUAUAGUACUAUUGUAUUGAUACUUCAAUUUUUUUAUACA
Molecule: messenger RNA, 1699 nt
Organism: Hibiscus syriacus
Lineage: Eukaryota; Viridiplantae; Streptophyta; Magnoliopsida; Malvales; Malvaceae
Product: sugar transporter ESL1-like
Exons: 18
Coding region: 51-1493 (480 amino acids)
Biological process (GO): transmembrane transport; carbohydrate transport
Cellular component (GO): membrane
Molecular function (GO): sugar transmembrane transporter activity
Source: RefSeq, a predicted model, not a curated record